CUAAAAACCAGCGGGAGAGUCAGAAACAAAAAUCAAAUUAACAAAAUAAAUACAUAGUUCAGUUCGAAAGCAGUUUUAAGCGAAAAAACAAGAUAUAUGUACCUACACUUCCUACAUACAUACGAACCAAAGAUGCAAUUCCAGUGAAAAUUGUGUAGGAGGGAAAAUGUCCGAAAAGUUAUAGAUACGGGAUCCAGAAGUGCCUGAAAACAAUAAAUAAACCUUCAAUUGCCACACAUUUGCCAAAUCGAUUUGACUUCGAUUCAAAAAAGAACAGAAAGAUGUCGAGUGUUAAGUGCUGUGAGAAGUGCGGACGGAGCAGGAGCCAAGUGCUCCUCCUGCAACUGCUGAUACUGAUGGUGAUGCUGAUGUCCAUGUCCAGGGACUGUCAGGCGUCGCCGUCCCGCUUCAACCACUCCGCCUUCAUGGACGGUGUCCAGUCGGUGGUGGUGAAUCCUUACAAUCGCACCAUCCUGAAUAUGUUCGACCUGACCGAGGAGCAAAUUCAAAGCAUCCAGAACCGCAGCAAUCCCAAUACGAAGGACGAGACCACCCAGUCCUCCAAUCACCAAUAUCUGGAGCUCGUCGCCUCGCAGCGACUGAACGAGAUUUUCAAACGCCUGCACAAGGCAAUUUCCAACGAGCCCAAUGUUAACAAGUCAGCCGAGAAGGCUGGCUACCCCAUCUGCAAUGCGGAGAUGAGCAUUCCCAACUGGCAGCAGGCCAACAACUUGACCCUGCAGUUCGCCAGCAGCGUGUUCGACCACAACGGCGACCGCCCGAGCAGUGCCCUCUUGCGUCUCUACAAGACCUAUCCCGGACAAAGUCCCAGCCAGAGCCAGAGCCAGAGCCAGGGCCAGGGCCAGGCGGAGAGCACGGAACAGCCCACGGCCACACUCUGCCCCGACCAGACGGAGGUGGGUCCCCAGAUUCGUGUGACGGUCUCCAUUGUGCACCAGCAGAAGAAGAAACGUAAGUUAGAGCGCAAGAAGCGCACCUGCAACACCACCAUGUUCAGCAGCAGCCUGACCGGAUGGGUAGAGAUUGACGUUAAGUGCGCCCUGGCCUACUGGGAGCAACAGCAGCGCCAGCAGCAGCCCCAGCAACUGCUCCCCAGCGUUGUGGGGAUGCUGAUGAUCGAGGUCCAUGACGACGAGGAGAACCCCCUGAAGCCCGGCCUCUACUUCGAGCCACCCACUUGCGAUCAGGCAGACCCUGCUGUCCCAUGGAACGCAUACGGAUCAAAGACGUUUGUGCCUUAUCUGGAAAGUCGGUCAAUGCCCAGAUACCCAAGGAUAGAUGUUGGGUUUAAUGGCAGUGCAUCGUUUUCGCCCCACAACUGCUUGAAGAGCAUAUACAGUAUCCCGAAGAGCAGGAGCCACAUCAGCCCAGAAUCAACCACACCCAAUUCACAAACAAUGGACAAUUUGCUUGACGGGACAAGGGAGACGGAGAGCCAGCAGGAGCGGGUGCGGGAGCAGGUCCACCAGCAUCACAGACGGCAUCACCACAAGCACCGGGACAGUCCUGCAUCCGAAUCGGAGUUCGCGGUGGCCCAGUCCGAGGGCGAGGCGGAGGCUGAGGAACUCUUGGCAGCGGCGAGCAAUACCGAGCCGAUGGAACCAUCUAACCAUCGGGGGCUCAACCAUCACCGCGCCACGCACCAUCAUAAUGGACGCCAUCACCAUAAGCACCACCACCACUUGAUGGCCCACAAGCAGGAUUAGAUCGGCUGGUAGACCCAUAUCAUAGCACGCACAUAUUCUGUCUCUCCCCUCCCCCUCCCAUACGUACCCAUACCCAUAAAUAUGAUGGUCUUAUUAUUUAAUUUAAUUUUUUUUUGUUUUCUGUUUGUAUCUUUAGGGCCAGUUGACUUAACUAGUUUUUAGUUCGUCGGUUUCCUAACCCAAGCAACCAUACACGUGCCCGUGCACGGCGUUGUUUUAAUUAUAAUUUAAAAUUCGUUUUAAGUUAAACAAAUUUUUGGUCGAAAUUUGUAUUAUUAAUGGAUUAAAUCUCUCUUAUAUUAGGAGUCUGUGAUUUAGAUGUGGUUGAAUUUAUGAAUUUUUUGAUACAAUUGAAUUAUACAAAAACAAAUUGUUGGAAACACAAGAAAACAUUUUAUACGAAUAUAAUUAUUAAAUACAAUUAGACUUGCCCUUGCCUUAGGCCAGAACGUAGACUAAAUUAAUCGAUGCCUUAUCAGAGCACUACAACACUAAACUUCUGCACAAUCCGCUCAAAAGCGAAAACCACACCACACCCCAGAAGCCCUGCUCUAAAUCUCAAUUAAAUCUCUAUUUGUAACCCACAAAAAGUUUUCUGUUCAUUUUGCUUUUAAGAUUUCAUAAGAAACUGUUACUUGAAUUUGAGCACGUUCUCAUUAAGUCAAACAGCUAUUCAAUGCGUAAUCCUCCAUACCAUACAAUACCAUACCAUACCUAUUGAUCAUCAGUAACUAAGUACAUUUGUAAAUCUAUAAAA
Molecule: messenger RNA, 2484 nt
Organism: Drosophila persimilis
Lineage: Eukaryota; Metazoa; Arthropoda; Insecta; Diptera; Drosophilidae
Product: protein anachronism
Exons: 5
Coding region: 282-1727 (481 amino acids)
Source: RefSeq, a predicted model, not a curated record